UCAUAAAAUCCAGAUUUUGGUUCGUUGAACCAGUCCAGCAUUUGUGCAUCCUUUUUUGGAAGCGGCGACAAGGCUCUCCUGCCUCAAGGUAAGCUUAGAAGUAGAGCCAGGAUGGUCCACGCGUGAUGUCACCUCAACCAAUGGCAUCGCUCUAUUUCGCCGAUCUCGAAUUAUCGACAAGCGGUUGACAGACUUCACUCAAACAACUCCAUUCUCGCAGUGAGAGGACAUUCAACGACAAUCUCCUCAUAAUGGACGACCAGCUCGAUGAAGCAGCCAUGGCGCAGAUGAUGGGCUUCUCCGCCUUCGGUGGCCCAGAUCGCCCGCAGAAGAAGCGACGGUACAACCCUGGCGCGGACGCCCAAGUCUACAUCUCUAAGCCGGAGUCUUCCACCGGGUCCAAUAUGACACCACUUGGAGCUCGGAAAGGGGAAGGAGGUUUUAAGGCUGCUUCUGGUCAUGCCUUGGGUACAAAGGCAAAUGACGAUGAGAUCAAACUCGAUGACGAAGCCGACGAGGAGCCACCUACGCCUACGCCAUUACACCAGCAGCAACCUAUUCCCUACGGUCUUCCACAGCGGCCAGCUUUUGCAACCAGCCAAGGCGAGCCAGGUGCUCACGGUGUGAUACCUCAACAUGGAUCGAGGAAUACGCAGGGAGCUUGGUACAGGGACUACUACGACCCGCGCUUCAACCAGAAUCCAUGGGACAAGCUGGAGAGGAACCUUGGCUUGCAGGCUCAAGGAACAUGGCUGCCACAGAGCAGCCAUCGUCCUGGAGAAGUCUCGACUUGAAGAGAUCUACACGCCUUAUUUGCUAUACGAGGACGCACCAUCCCGACAAGGGCUGACUUACCCGUUGGCGGGAGCUGUCACUGUUAGAGGUCGCGCAUCUUUAUGGCCCUUUACCAACAGAGUCUCGGGAAGCCAUAUGUCUUUUCCCAUCACGGGUCGCGGCACGCAUGCAACACCACUUUUGGAAGCAAUGUUAUGGCAUGAUGCCCAAAGUCCAGGCAGCGAAGCAAAAGGGGUAUCACGUGACCGCAACCCCAGCAGCACAGAUGCCACUCGAUCUCUCCACGCCGGCCUUAGCUGGAGCAGCCCCCUCACAUGACAGAAUCAUCUCUCAGCAGUCGAGACUUGGUGCGGAUCGCAUGAUCAUCGGACUUCAGCGGGCGUGGUGGACACAAUGGCCCCGUAUCUGUGUCAUCGCACUGUCACGAUGCCGUGGAGAGACAAGCGCACUGCAAGACAAGAUGGAGUACCUUCAGGAUGGCGUAUACGU
Messenger RNA from Emericellopsis atlantica, 1284 nucleotides. RefSeq lists its product as uncharacterized. The transcript has a single exon. Lineage: Eukaryota; Fungi; Ascomycota; Sordariomycetes; Hypocreales; Bionectriaceae. The coding region runs from base 252 to 794 and encodes 180 amino acids. The record is from RefSeq and is a predicted model, not a curated record.